Glycine soja is the source of this 1613-nucleotide messenger RNA. Its product is annotated as AT-hook motif nuclear-localized protein 17-like. Gene Ontology annotation, molecular function: DNA-binding transcription factor activity; minor groove of adenine-thymine-rich DNA binding. Gene Ontology annotation, cellular component: nucleus. Lineage: Eukaryota; Viridiplantae; Streptophyta; Magnoliopsida; Fabales; Fabaceae. The record is from RefSeq and is a predicted model, not a curated record. The transcript has a single exon. The coding region runs from base 855 to 1367 and encodes 170 amino acids.
UGGUUCAACCUAAUACUUUAAUUCCCUUAUCCACUACAUCUUCCUCCUCCUCCCCAUUCUCGCUUUCCUUUGAUGACAUUGUCUUUCAUAACAUUAUUGGUUCUUCUUUUCACCAGAAAUCAUAACCCUCAAAUAAGGCAUGUGGUUGCCCAUAAUCUUGUCUUUUUUAUUUUUACUUAAAUCUUAAAUCUGGACACUAGCUAUCUCCUCAAUUUUUCUAUUAAAAGAAACUACUUUCUUUGAUUAUUGUAAAUUAUCCUACAAAGAGAACAUCAAAAUAAAAACCUUUUUCCUUCUCAUAUACUCUCCUCAAUUUCUUUAUUUUUCUCUUUCUCCCACUUUUGUCAUUCUCUAUAAGCCUCUUAAUAUCUUUCUUCCAUCUAAAUUUCACGCUUAAAAAAUGAUUGAACUAGGCACCUUAAUUCACCUAUCCUCCAUAUUCGCAUCCUCUCCUUCCUCUUGGCCCACAAUCUUAUUUCUUACUUGACUUAAACUUCACUGUUCAUUUUGUCCUUCACUCUUUAUAUCACUUUCAAUAUCUUUCAACCAUUACAAAUAUCAACUUGGUACCUUGAUUCCCUCAUCCUCCACCUCUUCUUCCUCUCACUACCCCACCUCUCAUAAUUCUACAACUUUUUUCCCUUGAAAUUGUGGGACCACACUUUUUCUCUCUCCCUUGUGGACCCUACUAAUCUCGAUUAUCUUAAAUAAAUAGAACUACUCUCUUAGAAAACAAAACUACUUCAUUCUCAUUAACAAACACACUCUCUCUAUUUCUUUGUCUUUGUAUUUUUUCUUCAUUCAACAUCCUUUAUCCAUCUCAGAUCUGACUACAUCUUUCUCACCCGUCAACAAUGGUUAACCCAAGUACUAUAACUCCCCCAUCCUCCGAAGAACACACUUUUCAUAAUGCUAUUGAAUCUUCCUCUCACCAAAUACCACCAUCCUCAAACAAGAGUCGUGGUAGGCCCCUUGGAUCCAAGAACAAGCCAAAAAUACCCCUCGUUAUUAACCAAGAUAGCGAUCUUGCCUUGAAACCCAUCUUCAUUCAAGUCCCGAAAAAUUCUGAUGUUAUUGAGGCCGUGGUCCAAUUUGCGCGCCAAUGUCAAGUUAGCAUCACAGUGCAAAGUGCAUCUGGGUCUAUCUUGGAAGCCACUCUCUGCCAAACUCUUCCUGACACUUCUACUUUCGUUGUUUUUGGACCCUUUACUUUGAUUUCCCUCACCGGAACAUACAUUAAUAAUAACUGUUCUUUUAGGAUUUCCUUUUGUUCAAAUUUAGGUCAAAGCUUUACUGGAAUUGUUGGAGGAAAGAUUAUUGCAGGCGAUGAUGUUAAUGUGGUGGUUACUAUUCUCAAAGAACUUUGAGAAUCACAAGGCUGGUAUCAAAGGUGCUGGUGAGGAAAGGGAUAGUAGCAAGAAACCUUAUGCAUGUCAUCUAGAUGACAAGUAGAAUAUGUUUAGGUUCAGUUAUUGUUGUUUGAUUUAAUUUACCUGCUUUUUUUUUUCUUUUUUUGUUUUUUCUUUUACUAUUUCAUGUAUUUGUACCUUUACCAGAAAAAGAGAUUAUGAGUUUAAGAAAUCACAACAAUCUUAUUCAACUGUUGUUUAUUA